UAAGCCAAACUCGCGUUGCGAUUGGCGAACGCCGUUGCACGUGACGCCCUAUACGUGCUCGCGCAUUGGUCGCGAUGCGCGUUCGAGCUAGGAGAUGUAAAGAGGUGGUUGCCCAGGGCCCUACCCCCCCCGGUGGCGGCGGCUGUGGCGGCGGCGGCAAAGCCGAGCAGCAGAGUCACUCACGAUGGCGGCGGCAGCGGCGGCAGCGAGGAGGAGAGGGGAGGAGGACAAGCAGCUCAAGGUGCUGAGAGAGAUCUCGAGCCUGACACACAACCGGCGAUGCUUCGAGUGUGACCAGCGGGGGCCCACCUACGUCAACACGACCAUCGGCAGCUUCGUGUGCACGACUUGCAGCGGCAUUUUACGGGGUCUGAACCCUCCGCACAGGAUUAAAUCCAUCUCCAUGACCACCUUCACUGACCAGGAGGUGGAAUUUUUACAAAAAAAUGGUAAUGAGGUGUGCCGGCACAUGUGGAUGGGACUGUACAAUGAGCGCUCUGCUCUUAUGCCCGACUUCAAGGACCCCCAGAAGGCCAAGGAGUUCCUACAGGACAAAUAUGAGAAGCGAAAAUGGUUCGUUCCACCGGAGCAGGCCCGAGCGACGGCAGUGGCGGCCGCCCACACAUCACUGUCGGGCUCGUCGGCUAGCAGUGGCAGCAGCACGCCGGAGGUGCGGCCCCUCCGGGCCAUCGCCGGCCGCCUCACGCCGACGCCGGACAGCCUCAAGCACACCCCGACGCAGUCCCCAGCUGUGGGCAGGCCACAGUCCCACCCUCAGCUGCAGACGAACAAAAAGGCAUCCCACGUGGACCUGCUGGGGGAGCUGGGCGGAGACCCCUUCGCCGCUCCCUCUGUCGCCUCCGCCAACUUCGCCAACUUCAGUGCCAGCGCGGGAGACUUGGGCUUCGGCUCGGCAAAGGCCGCGUCGAGUGGAGGCACUAACUUCGCCUCGUUUGAGGCGUUUGGGGCACCUGGUGCGCCCACUGGCUUUGCCAAUUUCCCCAAGGCAAACCAACCCGUGAGGGCACAGAGCACAGGGGGCACGUCCAGCUCGGCGUUCCCAAGCUUCGCCGACUUCGACAACUUCCCCAAGUCCUCGAGCGCCGACCUGGGCGCCGUGUCCGCCGCGUCGGCUGCCCCGAAGGGCAGCGUCCCCCCGGCCGACAAGUACGCGGCCCUGGCCGACCUCGACAGCUUGUUCAGCACGGUGACCAAACCGCAAGAAGUCGGCUUGCCAACGUCCGGACCUCCCGGUGACAAGUACGCGGGUUUGGCUGUCCUGGACGGCGCGUACGGGGUCGGAUGCCCCCAGCCGACGGCCUCGGCGGCCGUGCACCACUCGGCCAGCGUGCCAGUACCUCCCUUCCCAGGUGCAACCAACCCGUUUGUAGGAGUGGGAGUGUCUGGUUCUCCAAAUCCUUUCCAGACAAAUGGAUUUGCCGCGUUCAGUUCGGCAGGAGCGCAGUCCGGGUUUGGCACUGCGGCCCCGGUCUCGGCGUUCGUGCCGAGCUUCCAGCCGGCACCCAGCACCUUCACGCAGCAGCCGCCGCCCGCACUGGCGGCGGCGGCGGCAGCGGCAGCAGCUGUUUUCCAACAGCAGCAGCAGCAGCAUCACCAGCAGCAGCAGCGCACUCCCUUUGGAGCAUUCGUGCAGCCCAAGGCAGCUGCUGCUGCUGCUGCUGCGAUCCCGUUUGCGCAGCCCAUCUCUGCGAUGGUCAACAACCCCUUCAUGGGCGGAACAAACGGCGGGCAGUUUCCCGGCAGCGCCGCAUCCACCAACCCCUUCCUGUAG
Petromyzon marinus (sea lamprey) is the source of this 1792-nucleotide messenger RNA. The record is from RefSeq and is a predicted model, not a curated record. Lineage: Eukaryota; Metazoa; Chordata; Hyperoartia; Petromyzontiformes; Petromyzontidae.